Entamoeba dispar SAW760 is the source of this 807-nucleotide messenger RNA. RefSeq lists its product as uncharacterized. The transcript has a single exon. Lineage: Eukaryota; Evosea; Mastigamoebida; Endamoebidae. The record is from RefSeq and is a predicted model, not a curated record. The coding region runs from base 1 to 807 and encodes 268 amino acids.
AUGACAACGAAAAUGAACACAGCACAAAUUGAUUUUGAUCAACAACAUAUUGAACCACAAGAAAUUGAUUUAGAAGGUGAUAUGAGAGAAAUUCAAACUACUGCACCACCUCCACCUCAACAAGAACAUCAAAUAAACCAAAUGAAUAAUUCAGGAAUUCCAAGUGCUAAUUUAAAUCAUCAAAUAGUCCAACAAAUAAAUGGAGAACUUCCACCAGAAAUUGGUCAUUUAGAUGGAGAAAUUCAAAUAGGACAAGAAAUGACACCAGAAUUAUACCAAAUACGUAUGCAAAUGUUAGCUACAGGAAUUGAAAUGCAACCUAUUUUACCAGGUUGUCCAGAAAUAGAUGAACAAGCACAAUAUAUUACUCAAAUCCAAACAAUAGAAUUUAAACCAAAACAAGCUAAUAAAAAAGAAAUGGUAAAAGAUAAAGAUGGAGUAUUAUAUUAUUGUUAUACAUAUACAGUUAAAAAUAAAGAUGGUCAAGAUCAUAUGCAAAGAGUAUAUAUGAAAAAACAAACAAAUAAAAUUAAACCACCUAAAAUUUGUGAAGAAAAAAUUGAUGAUGGAAGAGUUGUUGUUAUUGAAAAAGAAAGAAAACUUACUAAACAACAUGAAUUAUUACUUACUUUUAUUCAAACACAUGAAGAACCAAUAAAAUUAUAUAAUAAAUUUGUUGUUUCAAGAGUAUUACAAGAUUUUAAAAGAGAAUAUCCUGAAAUUAAAAUUUCUUAUGGUUUAGUUAAAAAAGUAUUAGAACAACAAGGACUUCUUCCUCCUAAAAAAACAUAUUACAAACUUGAAUAA